Pecten maximus is the source of this 3651-nucleotide messenger RNA. RefSeq lists its product as uncharacterized. The transcript is spliced from 7 exons. The record is from RefSeq and is a predicted model, not a curated record. Bases 582 to 2042 code for a protein of 486 amino acids. NCBI's taxonomy places the organism in Eukaryota, Metazoa, Mollusca, Bivalvia, Pectinida, Pectinidae.
AAAUCUAGGCUCAAUAAGCAUUGGGUCAAUCAUCCAGUAAAGUUUUUACCUUCUUGCUACUAAUGUAUAUAUAUAAAAGUUGUAUACGUGUCCUCUGCGCAACCUGCAAAUGAGUGUACAACCAUGAAGAUGCGUCGACAGAAGCCACAAGCUUACAAGGACGUCGAAUACUAUGAACUAUGAACUAAGUAUUCUUCCAAAGCUUUGCCUUACCACAAGUACACGACUUAUUGUCCCCUACACAGGCCAAACUAACCGAUAAACAAAACGUGACUUCACUUAACUGCGAAUAGUUUGUACUUUGUACCCAAACCAUAUUACAGUCGGGUUCUUCGAGAGGCCAGACGGACGCUAGAUCCACUCCGAGAGAGAGAAACGAAAGUUUGUAUAACUUAACUCGGAGACCAAGUUUUGGAUCUAAUACAACACCAGGUCCAAUACUCUUCAUGGAUGGAAUGGUCUUGGGGUGAUUUAUUAAAAUUGACAUUAUACCUGAGGAGGCGUACAUCACGAUUCGGCCUAUAGGGCCAACAGGACAAGUUUAACCCAACAUCAGAAGAGCUGUACCUACAAGUAAAUCCAUGAAAAAGAGGAUGGCUGAAAUAGCUAGUACUUCCCAAGCUGAUGAUGAUCAGCAGACCGAAAUCAGAAAAUUAUAUUCUGGUAUGGUGCUAAACCUGAGUGAGAUGAUCAACCCAAAUAGGAAAUUGACUUGGCAGAGACUUUUGACAGCGCUGGACCCAUUGUUACCUCAUGGACUCGAUGAUGACAAUAUUACAUAUUUUGGACAAAUAUUUGAGAAGCUGAGGGCAAAAGGAAAGAUUGUUCCUAUGGAAGGUUCCUUUGAGGAACUCUAUGAUGCACUCCUCAAAGUUAAUGUUGAAGCAGCCGAGGUUGUUAAGGAGACUUCAGUUAAGAUAAAACAACUUCUGUCUGAAGGGCCACCACCAGCAAAGAAACUUAAACCUGGAGACGUAGACCAGAUUAAAGGAAGGAAUCCUAAGUUGAGAGUUGUGAUAGAAACAACAAGAUUAACAACCAUUGAUCAAACCUCAAAACCAGAGGUGAUCUCUACACAAGCCUUGGAAGACGCUAAAGAAAUGAUCAGAAAGAACAGCGUUGUCCUCAUCAAGGGUGCCUCAGGGGAUGGGAAGACUUUAAUGGGUUACCAACUGUUGAAGUGGCUAAUGGACGGCGAUGAUAAGGAUACCAGACUGUCAAAGGAUCCUGUCCAGCUUUACAGCAUGGCCAAAUGGGAUAAAAUUGUUGAGCCAAACACACAAUUAGCUGUAUAUGUUGAUGAUGUUAGUGGGGAAAUCGCUGAAGAAUUGAAGAAAAGGGAUAUCUCCAUUAAGUCGACAUUUUGUGGGAAACUCCAUAAUAGAUCAAAUUGUUUGAUACUAAAUGUUCGAGAUGAAAUUUUCAAAAGCACACAAUUAUCUUCUUGUGAAUUCUUCGAACAAAAUAUCAUUGAUUUGAGAGGUAAAAACUGCAUAAAAAUCGCAGAAAAAAAGCUUAUUUUAGAAAGUUAUGUCCGAGAAAUUAAAACCUUUCCUAGUGGAAAGGAAUCUGAAAUAGUCAAACUUGCCCCAGAUAUAGGAUUUCCACAGUGUUGUCGACUUUAUAGGGAUGUUCCCAGCUUACAAAAAGAGGGGGUUCAUUUCUUCAAAAGUCCAUUUCAUUUCAUGGAAACAACUUUGAAGAAAUUACCAAAGGAGCACUUUUCUGCUCUUCUGUUUCUCUUUAUCAAUGAGGGGAGGGUUAAGAAAGGGGAUUUAGAUCCUAAAAACAGUGAAAGUGUUGACAGGAAAAAGCUUGAUGAAGCUUUCCAGGGAAUUAAACUUGAUCAUGCAGACAAAAUCAGAUCUCUGCGGAAAAGUUUAGCUGUAAUGUUUGGAUCUCUGGUUGAAAAAACAAAAUAUUAUUUUAUGAUGGUGAUGAUGAUGAUGAUGAUGAUGAUUCAUUUUACAAAUUUUGUCAUGAUUCUGUUCAGGACACUGUUGCCCUUUUGUAUGGCAAGGACACAAAAAUUGGGUUUAUAGAAAAUUGUCCCCGAAAGUUCCUCCACUAUAUAUCAACAUCAAAAUCCACAGCUAAUAGAAUAGUUAUAAAAUCUAGUAGUGAACACAUGUAUAAACGUUUGGUCAGAGAGUGUGAAUCUGAUGUCCGACUUUACGGGAACCGCAGAUUGUCUGACUAUAUAGCUACAUUAGAUGUAUGGACAGACACCCUGUUUCUACAGGGAUUUAUUAGAUGGCUAAGUGGUCAGAAUGAUGACAAAAACUUACACCAACUGAUAAAAUGUGCCUUGUUAAAUGAAGCUUGUUCUACUGGUUUAGAAGAUCGUGUCUCGUAUCUCCUUUCUGUGGGUGCCACACCCGACAAUGAUACACCGUUUUGUGUAGUGAAGGGUGGGAGUGUACAACUACUGACAAAACUACUAAAGUAUGACGUCAUUCCUACAGCGAGGGCACGCUGGUCACGAUCAUCAUAUUAUACUGAGAAUAUCAAUGUCCUACACGAGGCGUUUUUGUUUGAGAGAGAAGAGAUGGUGACCAUGUUGUGUGACACUUACCCAGACUUGGUACAUGAGACUGAUGACUGGAGACAUAGCACGCUCCAUUUUGUGGCACAGAAAGGAAACGUUGGUCUAUUUCAGACAGUGGAGAGAAUGAUACUUAAAUCAUUGUGUAGAGUUGAGGAUGUACAACAUAAGUGUGAGACAGAAAAUGGUCGUGUUGUACAUAGGAGUUGUGUGUGUGGUCAGUACAUGUCACAAUUAGUGGACAGGAGAGGGUUUACAAUAUUACAUGUUAGUUGUGGUCGGGGACACAGGGAGCUUAGUUUAUACCUGUGUCAGUGUUACCCAGCACUAACUACAGCUGUAGAUAACGACGGGUAUACAGUAUUACAUCAUAGUUGUAUACAGGGAGACAGGGAGCUUAGUUUAGAGCUGUGUAAGUUAUACCCAGCACUAACUACAGCUGUAGAUAACGCCGGGUAUACAGUAUUACAUCGUAGUUGUAUACAUGGACACAGGGAGCUUAGUUUAGAGCUGUGUAAGUUAGACCCAGCACUAACUACAGCUGUAAAUAACCGUGGGUUUACAAUAUUACAUCUUAGUUGUAGAGAGGGACACAGGGAGCUUAGUUUAGAGCUGUGUAAGUUAGACCCAGCACUAACUACAGCUGUAGAUAAACGUGGGUAUACUUGUCUACAUUACAUAGCCAGGAUGACAUCAGAUGUAGACAUGUUCACUGAUUGUGAACGUCACGUAAAACAGAACGUAGAGAAAACAGGAGGUAAGUAUGACAUCACGACCUUACUUACUAAUGACGGGCAAUCUGUUUUAGACCUGGCAAAGGAAUGGACAGAGUGGAGGGAAGUUAGAUAACAACCCAUUGUAUGAUCAUCUUGUCAAAGUGUUUAAUAAGUAAAUGUAUUAAAUAUUCACACUUCUAUACAUUAACUUGUGUAACAUAAUGACAAAAUAAACAGCAACGAACAGAACACUGUGGAAACCUUUUGUAGGAUCAUCUUGUCAAGUUUAUUUGUAAAUAAAAGUACUUAGAAAUAGUCACACAUACUUCUUAACCUUCUAUACAUUAACUUGUAUAACAUGGUGUAUAAUUAAACAAAGAUUAAGUUGAA